Halichondria panicea is the source of this 1029-nucleotide messenger RNA. RefSeq names its product phospholipid scramblase 1-like. The coding region runs from base 147 to 854 and encodes 235 amino acids. Gene Ontology annotation, cellular component: plasma membrane. The transcript is spliced from 8 exons. NCBI's taxonomy places the organism in Eukaryota, Metazoa, Porifera, Demospongiae, Suberitida, Halichondriidae. Gene Ontology annotation, molecular function: phospholipid scramblase activity. Gene Ontology annotation, biological process: plasma membrane phospholipid scrambling. The record is from RefSeq and is a predicted model, not a curated record.
UCGCUAAUUAAUUAUGGGUGUGUCAGCACCCUGUGCAUUGCAGACAAACAAUCUCUCUUAGCUGUAACUGUCGCGCGCGAUAGCUGCGGAGUUCGAGUGCCAGCUGCUGUGUUAAACUGGUUGAUUAAUCCGUGCGCCCUUCAAGAAUGGCUACCAAAGAAGCUCAAGUUGCCAACUGGAUGCCUCCUCCCCAGGAGGUCAUCGCAGGAUGCCCCCCAGGUCUCGAGUACCUCACCCAGGUAGACCAACUCCUCGUCAACCAGAUGAUCGAAACAUUUGAGCUCAUAACUGGUUGGGAGACUAAUAACAAGUACAGAGUGAGAAACACGCUCGGACAGCAGGUCUACUUUGCAGCUGAAGACUCUGGAUGCUGUGUACGUCAAUGGUGUGGGCCAGCCCGACCCUUUGAGAUGGGCAUCUUUGACAACAACCAGAAAGAGGUGAUCCACCUUGUGAGGCCCCUUCGCUGCAAUGAUUGGUGCUGUUUCUGCUGUCUCCAAGAAAUGGAAGUACAGUCUCCCCCAGGCACAACUGUUGGCUGGAUCAAGCAAGAGUUCUCCUUCAUCUAUCCCAAGUUCUCGAUCCAGAAUGCCAAUGGAGAUACCAUUCUUACAAUCAAGGGGCCCUGCUGGACUUGCAAGUGGUGUGAUGUGGAAUUCCAGGUCAUGUCUGCUGACGGCUCUCAGGAGGUAGGCAAGAUCAGUAAACAGUGGUCCGGGCUAGCCAAGGAGUUCUUCUCUGAUGCUGACAACUUUGGAAUCCAAUUUCCAAUGGACCUUGAUGUCAAGGCCAAGGCUACAAUGGUUGGAGCAUGCUUCUUGAUUGACUUCAUGUUUUUUGAGCACAGCAACUAAAGACUAGUAACUUUCAAAGCUACAGAUCCUCGAGUAUAAGUACAUUAUGCUAAACUGAACUCUAGCUCAUGUGGGAUUGUCUUUUAGUUAUUGUUAUUCAUUGUUAUAGUUACUGUCAGUUCUAAUUACAUAUCUCCAUGUAUUGGCAUGUGCUAGCAGCAUGCUAUGAAUGUAA